Messenger RNA from Micromonas pusilla CCMP1545, 306 nucleotides. Its product is annotated as H+-or Na+-translocating f-type, v-type and A-type ATPase superfamily. NCBI's taxonomy places the organism in Eukaryota, Viridiplantae, Chlorophyta, Mamiellophyceae, Mamiellales, Mamiellaceae. The record is from RefSeq and is a predicted model, not a curated record. Gene Ontology annotation, molecular function: proton-transporting ATPase activity, rotational mechanism. The annotation marks the transcript as partial. The transcript has a single exon. Gene Ontology annotation, biological process: proton transmembrane transport. Gene Ontology annotation, cellular component: vacuolar proton-transporting V-type ATPase, V1 domain.
CGAAGCGAAGUCCUGUCCGGAUGUUUGGAGUGGUAUAGCGCGCGCGGCGACGAGACGUUCUGGCGCGAAAACGCGGAGAAGUUCACGCGCGACGACUGCCUCGUGCUGCGGACGCUGGUCCACAUCCUCGAGCGCGCCGCGGACCCGAAGACGCUCGCGGUGGCGUGCCACGACCUCGGCAUGUUCGCGACGCGUUGGCCCGCCGGGAGGUUUCUCGCGGAGGAACUCGGCGGGAAGGAAAAGGUCGCGCGGCUGAUGACGCACGAGGACGCGGACGUGCGGAAGCGCGCGGUGACGUGCAUGCAG